Molecule: messenger RNA, 5815 nt
Organism: Coregonus clupeaformis (lake whitefish)
Lineage: Eukaryota; Metazoa; Chordata; Actinopteri; Salmoniformes; Salmonidae
Product: glycogen debranching enzyme-like
Exons: 34
Coding region: 449-5065 (1538 amino acids)
Biological process (GO): glycogen biosynthetic process; glycogen catabolic process
Molecular function (GO): amylo-alpha-1,6-glucosidase activity; 4-alpha-glucanotransferase activity
Source: RefSeq, a predicted model, not a curated record
ACAUCAAUGUUAAUCAAACACUGAGAUUUGCGGUGGCCUAGGGAGAAAGAAAUCACAGUUUUUUACUUUUAAUCCUACCCUGCUAUGUCACAGAGAAUCAUUUUUUUAGGACCUUAUCUUUUUAACCACAGAUCAUAAAAACGCGCUGUUUUCACAUAUGUAGACACUGGUUUGGUGCUGAAGAUUAUGAAUAUGAUUUUUAAAAGUGGUGGAAUUGCUCUUUAAAUAUGGACACUGUGCAAAAUCAAGUAGGCGUUUGUUGACAGUGUGUGUUGUAUGCGAGAGAAGCCGUUGGAUACUUGCAGUGAACUAAAAGGGAUGAAAACUUAAGUCUUAUGAAUUUAGUUGAUAUGGAAAGAACUUAAACUGGCUGUGGGGUCUCGAGAACUAAAAUUCCAAAGCAUCAUCCCCUGUACAGUAAAGGGCGUCCUAUAUAGGGAAAGUCAAAAUGUCCCUCCAGGCAAACCAAGUCCGAGUCCUGGUCCUCAAAGAUAUGGAACAGCUGGAAAGGACACUCUUCCGCCUGGACCAAGGCUUUGAGCUCCAGUUCCGUCUGGGCCCUACUCUCCAGGGGAAACAUGUGCGUGUGCAGACUAACUACCCCGCCCCAGGGGAACACUUUGACCGUCACACCUUCCGAACCCUGGACUGGCACAACCCCACGGGAAGAGAGGACGACUCUGACAAGUUCUGCUCUUUAGACCUACAGAUCGCUGGAUCGUACCAAUACAAUUUUGGUCACGGCCAUGAGGAGAAGUCAGGCGGUGGCUACUUGGUGGUGGACCCAGUGCUGCGUGCCGGAGCUGACAACCACCACGUCCAUCUGGACUGUAUCACCAUCCAGACCUACCUGUCCAAAUGCCUCGGACACCUGGAUGACUGGCCAGACAGACUGAGGGUGGCUAAAGAGUCCGGCUACAACAUGAUCCACUUCACGCCUCUGCAGAAGCUCGGUAAAUCUAGGUCCUGCUACUCCCUAGCUGACCAACUAAGCCUGAACCCAGAGUUUUCGCCACCGGGAAAGAACUACACAUGGACAGAUGUGGGAGAGUUGGUGCAGAAACUGAAGAAAGAGUGGAAUAUGAUCUGUAUCACUGACGUGGUCUACAAUCAUACAGCCGCCAACAGCCCAUGGAUCAAGGAGCACCCUGAGUGUGGCUACAACCUGGUCAACUCCCCCCACCUGAGGCCAGCCUGGGUCCUGGACCGGGCCAUAUGGCACAUGACCUGCAACAUGGCUGACGCCAAGUACGCUACUAACGGCCUUCCCGCCCUGGUCAAGAAUGAGGGGCACCUCAAUGCAAUCCGCGAUGUUCUGUGGGGGCAGGUGUUCCCCAAGAUCAAGCUGUGGGAGUUCUUCCAGGUCAGAAUCGAGAGCGCUGUGGAGGAGUUCAGGGACCUGCUUGUAGAUGGAGAGAAACCAGACCAGAAGAAGACUGGGGGUAAACAGGGACUGAAGAUCAUUCAGGACCCAAAGUUCAGACGCUUCGGAAACGAAGUGGACAUGGACUCUGCUCUGGAGACCUUUGUGCCUCACAGCCACAGUACACAAGCCAUUCUGGAGGCCUGUAAUAGGCUGUGGGGGAGACUGGAGGAGAUCAAUAAAGAGCAGUACCAGCAGAUGCUACACCACCAGGAGCAGGCCACUAACUGCAUUGUGGGAAAUGUUGUUUAUGAGCGCCUGGCUGACCACGGACCCAAACUGGGCCCCGUCACCAGGAAAGACCCUAUUGUUACCAGAUACUUCACCUUUCCGUUCGAGGAGAAGAGCCUGGAGGAUGACCUGAAGAUGAUGGACCAGCCAGACAACGCCUGUCACUUCCUGGCUCACAACGGCUGGGUGAUGGGAGACGACCCUCUUAGAAACUUUGCUGAGCCAGGCUCUAACGUGUACAUCAGGAGAGAGCUGAUCUGCUGGGGCGACAGCGUCAAGCUUCGCUACGGCGACAAGCCCGAGGACUGCCCCUACCUGUGGGCCCACAUGCAGAAGUACACAGAGAUCACAGCCAAGCACUUCGCCGGAGUCCGCCUGGACAACUGUCACUCCACCCCCCUGCACGUGGCUGAGCACAUGCUGGCAGCAGCCAGGGCUGUCAGGCCCAACCUGUAUGUGAUCGCGGAGCUCUUUACAGGCAGCGAGCUCAUUGAUAAUGUGUUUGUUAACCGCCUGGGGAUAACCAGUCUUGUCAGAGAGGCAAUGAGUGCAGGGGACAGUCACGAGGAGGGCAGGCUGGUGUACAGGUAUGGAGGGGAGCCCGUCGGAGCCUUCGUCCAGCCCAGCCUCCGGCCCCUGGUGCCCAGCAUUGCACACGCCAUGUUCCUGGAUGUCACCCACGACAACGAGUGCCCCAUCCAGCUUCGCUCUGCUUACGACUCGCUCCCCAGCUCUGCCAUCGUUUCAAUGGCCUGCUGUUGCUCUGGCAGCACCAGGGGAUAUGAUGAGAUGGUGCCCCACCAGAUCUCAGUGGUGAAGGAGGAGCGUUUCUACCCCAAGUGGAACCCUGACGCCAAGGCCUCGUCCCCCGGGGAGGUCAACCUGAAGACGGGUAUUAUCGCUGGCAAGCUGGCCCUCAAUAAAAUGCACCAGGAUCUGGCCUUGAAGGGCUUCAACCAGGUGUAUGUGGACCAGGUGGACGAGGACGUUGUGGCGGUGACGCGUCACUGUCCCAGCACACACCAGUCUGUGGUGGCCGUGUGUCGCACUGCUUUCCACAACCCCAAACACCACCAGUACAGGAAGGAGGUUCCACCCAUGUUCAUCCCUGGUAAAAUUGAUGAGGUGGUUCUCGAGGCGCGUAUCAUCGACAGGCAAGCCGGCACCUACAAGAAAUGUGAGAAGUACAUUAAUGGCAUGCCGGAGUACACUGUGGAGAUUAAGGAGCACAUCCAGCUGAAGGACAGUGGCGUUGUGAAACAUGCAGGCGUGACAUCUAAGGGCAGCAGUGAGUUUGUCCAGGAGAUCGUCUUCGAGCGCCUCACCCCUGGCAGCGUCAUAGCCUUCAGGGUGAGUCUGGACCCCAGGGCCCAAGAGCUGGUGGGAAUCAUCAGACAUCACCUGAUCCAGUUCAGCCCGAAGUAUAAGCUUGGCAGUCUGCCCGACCAGCACACACCAACCAUACUGGAGACACCCCUGGCACAGAUCAUGUCUAAGCUGACCCUGGCCGACAUGAACAUGCUGCUGUUCCGCUGUGACUCUGAGGAGCAGGAGGAAGGAGGAGGCUGCUACAACAUCCCCUCCUGGACCAGCUUCAAGUACAGUGGCCUGCAAGGUCUGAUGUCAGUGAUGGCGGACAUUCGUCCCAAGAAUGACUUGGGCCACCCGGUGUGUAACAACCUGAGACAGGGUGACUGGAUGAUCGACUACGUCAGCAACAGGCUGGUGUCCCGUGGUGGCGCUCUGGGAGAGGUGGGGAAGUGGCUCGAAGGGAUGUUCCACUAUCUGAAGCACAUCCCUCGCUACCUCAUCCCCUGCUACUUUGACGCUAUCCUAGUGGGAGCCUACACCACGGCUCUGGACAUCACCUUCAACAAGAUGUCCAGUUUCGUCCAGAACGGCUCCACCUUUGUCAAACUGCUAGCACUGGGCUCGGUCCAGAUGUGUGGUGUUGGCAGUUUCCCAGCUCUGCCCCCCUUGUCCCUGGCGCUACCCGACGUCCCCUACAGCCUCAACAAAGACACCGGCAAGAAGGAGCAGUGCUGCGUCUCCCUGGCCGCAGGUCUGCCACACUUCUCCUCUGGAAUCUUCCGCUGCUGGGGCCGAGACACCUUUAUCGCUCUGCGUGGACUCAUGCUUGUCACUGGUCGUCACCUGGAGGCUAGAAACAUCAUCCUGGCGUUUGCAGGCACCCUGAGACACGGUCUUAUCCCCAACCUGUUGGGCGAGGGCAUCAGUGCCCGCUUCAACUGCCGUGACGCAGUGUGGUGGUGGCUGCAGUGCAUCCAGGACUACUGUACCCUGGUGCCCGAGGGCACUGCCAUCCUCCACUGCCCCGUGGUCAGGAUGUACCCCCAUGAUGACUCCGAGCCCCACGCCCCUGGCACUCCAUUCUCGUUCACACAGUCCCUUUGUGAUGUCAUCCAUGAGACCAUGACUCGCCACAUGCAGGGUAUCGAUUUCAGAGAGCGCAAUGCCGGACCAAAGAUCGACAUGCACAUGAAGGACGAGGGCUUCAAUGUUGUGGCCAAAGUGCAUCGUUAUACUGGCUUUGUGUACGGUGGCAACCGCUUCAACUGUGGAACAUGGAUGGACAAAAUGGGAGAGAGCGACAAAGCUCGGAACAAGGGCAUGCCUGCCACACCCAGAGAUGGGUCAGCGGUGGAGAUGGUGGGCCUCAGUAAGUCUGCAGUACGCUGGCUGGUGGAGCUCCAUAAGAAGGGCCUGUUCCCCCACAGCUCCAUGAAAAUAGACAGGGAUGGUAAGGAGUUGAAGGUGUCCUAUGAGGAUUGGAACCAUAAGAUCCAGGUCAACUUUGAGAAGAACUUCUAUGUGUCCCAUGAUGAGAAGGACCCCAACGAGAAGCACCCAGACCUGGUCCACAAGAGAGGCAUUUACAAGGACAGCCACGGAGCCUCCAGCCCCUGGUGUGACUACCAGCUCAGGCCCAACUUUUGCAUCGCCAUGGUGGUGGCUCCUGAGUUGUUCACGGUGGAGAGAGCCUGGAAGGCCCUGGAGGUCGCUGAGAAGAAGCUGCUAGGACCUCUGGGAAUGAAGACCUUGGAUCCAGAUGAUAUGGUGUACUGUGGUGUCUAUGACAACGCCCUGGAUAAUGACAACUACAAUGUGGCCAGAGGCUUCAACUACCACCAAGGACCAGAGUGGCUGUGGCCAAUUGGGUACUUCCUUCGAGCAAAGCUCUAUUUUGCCAAGAAGCUUGGGAAGGAGACCUAUGACCAGACAGUGUACCUGGUGAAGAGCAUUCUCUCUCAGCAUUAUGUCCACCUGGAGAGGUCUAGUUGGAAGGGUCUGCCAGAGCUGACCAAUGAGAAUGGCCAGUACUGCCCCUUCAGCUGCGAAUCACAGGCCUGGUCCAUCUCCACGGUGUUAGAAGUCCUCUACGACAUGUAACAACAACUCACUUCCUGUGGGCGGAGACUCGCCCAAUGAUCUCAUGUAGUCCGGCAUUGUUUUAUUUCACCUUCAUAGUGUGGUCUUUGUUGUCUUGUUUUGGACCUCAUGUACACCCUAUGCACUAACCCUACUGGGAUCUCAAGUAUACAGCAGGCUAAUGCCUAGUGAACAUGUGAACACAAGAAUUUACAGUGGUUGUGGAGGGCAUUGGGAAAUUGUAGUUCACAGCCUCAUUUGACACCUGACUUAGUGUUGUCAAGGUAUGAUCCCUAUCUGUUACAGUAGAUAUGCGCUAAUGUUAUCGCACUUAAAGAGGAAGAAUUUAAAGAUACAUUUAAGUAUUGUAAGGGAUGGAAGACCGACUGUUUUAAAACCAGAUUACCUCCUAGGCAGAUAAAUGUUCAUCUUGUCGCCUGAGCUGCUAACCUGUCACUGGUGAUGCUUUUAAAGAUUGUAUCAAAAUGUACUGUACUAUGAAGUUAGUCAAGUGGUGAUCCAUUGCCGUGUGCUUCCAUGCAUUUUACUAGAGUUUAGAUCCCUAAAAAGAAACCUCUGUGGGAACUUAUCACUGUGACUGAAGCCUUGUAGAGUUGAUGUUCAAUCUAUGACCCACUCUAAAUGUGAUGCAUCUCUCCUUGUGAAUCUGGUGCCUCAUUUUAUUGGUCAGCAUGCGUCCAGCUUAUAGUGUGAUUUAGUGUGGCUAGUCUACGUAGUGUUGUCAUGGUAUAUAAACAGUCUGCAACCUGA